Messenger RNA from Eremothecium sinecaudum, 2199 nucleotides. It is a transcript of the gene GID11, whose product is annotated as Gid11p. The record is from RefSeq and is a predicted model, not a curated record. NCBI's taxonomy places the organism in Eukaryota, Fungi, Ascomycota, Saccharomycetes, Saccharomycetales, Saccharomycetaceae. The coding region runs from base 1 to 2199 and encodes 732 amino acids. The transcript has a single exon. Gene Ontology annotation, molecular function: protein binding.
AUGACAAUCCAGAGCAUCACCGGUACGACUUGUGGAGAUGAUGGAAUUAAUUCUGGGUCAGGUAAGGUUUAUCAGAACUAUUUGAUGCCUACACUAAAACUAUAUGAUGCAAAGGUAUCGAUCAAUCACUGGCAAUUGAGAGAUUGUGUGAAGUAUUCUUCAACAACUCCGGGAAGCGUAUAUUACAUUUAUGAUCAUUCGGUCCGAUCAUUAGACACAAGGUCUACUCAACGAGAAAUACAGAAUGAGAAAUUAGAGAGGCGCAAGAGAAGAACAUCCAUGACUAAUCAAACACCGCGCUGUGAACUUUUAAAGGACUACCAUUCACCCUCGGAACUUGUUGUUCAAUUUGACUAUAAACCGAGAUGUUUCCGUGAAAACGGGGGUUUGAUCGCAUGCGGAGGCUUAAUAGGGUCGGAUGAUAGUGGAAGUAACCUGAAUGGUUUCUCUCUGCAUUCUGAAGAAGGGGAUGAAGAUAAUCUUACCUCAGUGCGUGGGUCUGAGCGUCCAUCUGCCGUUCGUACGGCUCCAAAUGUGGAACCUAUGAAACUAGCCAAUAGUAGCAUCCUCACAGAUAAUAGUUUUUAUGGCAAUCAACUGUCUUGGAAAGGUAUUGUCGCAUUGUACAAUAUAGAAAACGAUGUCUCAUUAACCUAUAAGUUGGGGCAGUAUAUCAAUAACUGUGUUGAAUUAUAUCAGCGUAAUUCUCAGCAGUACGAUUUAUACACCUGUAAUAAUGAUUGUCACAUGUAUCAAUGUGACGUUAGCAAUAGGGGCGUUGAAUUAACGAGGCGAUUUUCUGACCUAAAGUUCGCUCUAAACAGUACAGCAAUUUCCCAUGACGGAAAGACUAUGGUGGUGUCUGGCGAUUCAAGUAAGUUUGCAAUUUAUCACCAAAACCAACUUAAUGGAUCAUUCUCAUUGCAGUAUGAUACUGCUCCUGAUUGGGGUUCGAAGUGGGCUAAAACAAAACGUGUUCCAAGGUAUGCUAUAAUGGAUAGAUCAGAAUACGUUGACCGAAUUUAUGAUUCACCUGGUGGUGACAACGGUUUUUGUACAAGCUAUAGUGAGAAUGAUUUGCAGAUGGCCACACUAUUUCAGAAUGGUUUAUGUUUAGUAUACGAUAUGAGAAAAAUGGACACUCCGUUAGCUGAAAUAUCUUCUACUAGAAGACAUUCCCAAAAUGGUUCUUUUAGAGUCUGUAAGUUUAGUCAGUCCUUCGAUGAUUUGUUAUUCAUCUCUGAACAUCAAAGUCAUGUCCAUGUGGUGGACACAAGAAAUUUAAUGAAUCACCAGGUUAUCGUUAUACCAGAUAAAAUCAAGAAUAAUGAGGAAGUUGAAAUUUUAAAUACUAACUCAUCCUCGGCUAGACGUACUUCACCGUCAACUAGUGAUCCUUGUGUCACAUAUGCAACGAAAAUCCCGAUAAGAAGUUUAGAGCCAGAGGUCUUACCCUAUCCUAAGGUCGCAUUGUAUUCUACCUUGCAUCAAAAUGGCUUUUCUGACGACCCUAGUUCUACUCCAUUUGGCGCUGAUAUGACACAACGUAGGAGGAGACACUCUACUUUUAGAGUUAGAAGAUAUUCAACUAGUACUAGAGGACCUCCUAACAAUGAAGGGAUAGUUGAUGGUAUUGAUCCAACUAUUCUGGACCAUCAUUAUACGGAUCAAAAUUAUCGUGCAGUUGAUAAUUACAACUAUGUUAUCAAUGUUAGUCCCUCUGAUGAGACGCGAAAUUCGGAAUCUACCGUCGAUGAUUUAUCUAGGACGGCACGCAAUACGAUGCCAAUGGAGGAUAUGGUAGAUGAUGAAACACUGGAGGAAAACCAAGGUGUUGCAGAUGAUGAGAGCGAUUCAAUGAAUUCGAUUGACGUCUAUAAUGACGGCCCAGAAGUUGGCCAAGGGGGACAGUUCCUUUUUAGCAACCUCCAUAGUUCGAGACCUCGUCAUGAAGGUAUGUCGAUGACAAUGACUAGUGUACUAAACGGCAAUAGAAGGGACUCAUCAUCUAGGCUUGGAAGAGCUCCUCCGUUUAUUACUACUACUGCAGACUAUUUUGAAGAAAAUAGCAUAUCUGGCAUUGACUGGAUACAGGAUGCAGAGGGUAGUUCAUUAGUUAUUGGAACAGAUUAUGGUAUAAUAAAAUGGAACAUCAACUCGUGGGCUAGAAGGAGUUUCCCAUGUUAUGAUUUUUGUUGA